GAAGCAGAACUCCAGUCUACGCGUAGGAUACGGGCUGUCGUAUUUGGAGCCUAGAACUGAAAUUCGCCGUUAAAAUUAGUCUAAAUACACAACUGUAAGUCUCGAUGCCUCUCAUUUAGGCCAUCGGUGGCACAGCUGACCGCUGUAUUAUGCCCCGAAUUAAAAGCGGAGGCACGGUUCAAGCUUUACAGUACCGGGAAAUCGGCAUCGGAAAGUCUCCAUACAGGUCCAGUCUGAAGAUACUGCGUCUGCUAAUAUGUGACAAACGUUCGACGUUCACGAAGUUCUGGGAGAUCCACUCGAAGUCCCCGAUUGCUUUUGAAGAUGGCCACAUCUACCUUGACAACUACAGGACCUGUUUGGCAUUGAAUGGCCUUAACUUCUGCCCAAGCCCUCUCUACAGGCUGUCCCAGGAGCCGAAAAACAAAAAAAUUGAAGAUGCCUUGGUGUAUACAGGGCCACUGCACCGGUUGCCUGAACGGGCGAAGGACUGCAGAGCACACUUCCUGUCGCUUACGGCUGACAACUGGGUUUACUGCCAUGACAAGAUGAAUGGCAAGGUUCUCCAAGAAAUCUAUCUGGGAUCUCCGAGCCGUUACAAAUUCAAGCACAUUGACUGGGAGACCCACGGCGAGACCAUCAUUUUGCAGUCCCUGCAUAACCACAGUCAUCCGCAGCUCACACAACCGGCAGCAAGGAGCAAACCAAGAGUUCUGAUCACAAUAGCAGUGUUUAACAUGUUUCCUCUUCAGUUCAAAGGCGUGCUGGAAAUUGACAGAGCUAUCUUUGGGAAAGAAUGCAACCACGCCAACGUUUCAGAGGGCCUCCUUAUUGUCGGUACAGGCAGCACCUUGUCUGGGACUGUAAGGUUGUACAACUUCAGGAGCAUUCUUGAAGAGUCAUGCAUGUUUCCGGCUAAGCUCUAUGAGCCUUGCUUAGCGCUGGAUGGAGCUAAAGUGGGAACUUAUCCUGCUGGCCUACCUUUGAACUGCAAGCUCACAGAACCUCCACCUGUUCUUUUCGAGGUAAAGUGCUCGGAGUUCAUGCUACACUUUGGGUGCUUCCCUUGGCAUUACAUCUGCAGCCCUCCAUCGAGAGAAGGCGUCUUUCAGGUAAAAUCAGUGGAAACUGAUGAGCUGGCUGAGAAUGGACUCCUGGACUUUCCCAAUUCAAGCACAGAGCCAGACUCCAUCGCGUUUCAUCCUGACGACUCUGGAAAGAUAGUCUACAACUCUUCACAUUUCAUCAAGAUCUUUAAAUUAAUUACAAACAGCAAGAACAAGCCAUCUCUGAAGGAGUGCUUUGAGAUUACCUUUCGUGAGCCGCCAACCCGUACUUGCGAAGAGACAAACGACAACAAGCCACCGCGACGAAAGUGCAAGACCCUCUACGACAUGCACAGCACUCAGUGUGCAGAGAAAAGCCUCUUGUCCGAUGACUAUGAGAAUGAGCUAGAGCUGUAUAGCGUUCUCGGAUUCAACCCGAUGGAUGAGAGAUGCUUGGGAAAAGUAGGUAUCUACGACAAUGAGACGGGCCACGAAAUCAAGUCUUUUGAAUUGGGUAUGAAGCUCGAUGAGCUCUGCGACUACACUCUGACGCUGGACCUCGACACCAUGGUGGUCCUUGUCAAGGACGAACGGCGCAACUUCUCUUGCUACCUGUACAGGCUGCAUUUUCCGGGACUCGUCGACUAUCCACGCUUUAGGCGCUACACCACGAGAAACACGGUGCUGCAGAGAUCUCAGCGUGACAGUGCCGCCACCAGCAAUAACGGCGUCGCUCACAACAAUGACAGCGAAGGCGUGGCCGUCCCGUCGUCGUCGCGCAACAUCAGAGUAGUGAGAUGUACAAACCACUGAAUGGUUGUUUUGCUGCAGCGAGCAGUCUUGAUUCUCUCUCCCCUCCCUUUAUGUCUGUCUUGUCUUAUUACAGCAGUGCAUUGCAUUCUGCUGGAUGCCUGGUAGUGCGUCUGACCACUUAGGGUGGUUGUCUUUUCAUCGUAUGUUUGUGUCAAUAUGGCAGGGAACUUGCAGUCACUUGGACAUUGAAUGAACACAUGCCUAGGUUGCUGCUUGCAAUGCAUUCUGUUUAUUACGCAGGUUCGAACUGCUGUGAAGGCUGUUUUUUUUUUUUUGUGGUGUUUGCAUUACAUGUAUAGUGUACAGUUAGUUGUCAGACGUUGAUCCUGUCAUCUUGGGCUGAGUUAUUUUUUCUUCUGCAUCAGAGAAUGCAGGCCGACUUUGGGCAAGUGCUGUUAUGUUAUUGAGGGACUUUUGUUGCGGUUCCAAGUGUUGUGUGCAUACAGUGUAGUGUUGCUUUUGUUUGUUGACAGUCUGUCAUUUUAAUGUUUUUGUUUUGCUUUGUUAGACAUGCUAUUCACUUCAUUGCACGUCAGGUUCUGGCUUCAAAAUGCUGUUGGCUGACAUAGCGUUUCUACCAAUACGUACAGAAUCUGUGAGCGCACGCAGUUCGUUGCAUAUUUCAGAAUGCUCGAUUUGGUUAAUGUCCGAUAUCAACGCAUGUUGCGCACAAUUGUGCUAUUUAUUAUAAAUAUUUAGUUCGGAGUGAACGAGAUUUUCGGUUUAAAGACAAAAACUGAUGGUGCAGUUAUGUGAGCCAUCGCUAAAUAAACCUAACUACAACAAAGUUGAAUCUUGCAAGAAAGUAAGUUUGUUUGUUACAUCCGAAAAUUUGAUAUAAAGGUUAUCCCUAACACUGUUAUCUACUGCAAGACCAUUUUUCAUUUACUUUGUUAUAUCCCUGUUCGUUAUAUGGAGGUUUGAGUGUACAUCUUGAAACAUCACUGAUGACUAUAGAGUGUUUUGAUAGGCCAUUCAGAUCGCAUUGACUGGUUUAACUUAAUUUGUAGUGCCAAAUUUUAGUAAAAGAAGUCUAAGAAUUCACAUAGCUUUGAACCAUUAAUCGGAAUGCAUGCUUGUAAAAUAUGCACAUUGACCUAAGUUAUCAACUGUUAUACAGAAUGCUUUGUCAUUUAUGAUUUUUCUUUUUUUUGUUGCCAUUCUGUAGUGUUUCUGCCCCAAUUCCUCAAUGCUCAUAACAGAUAUGUUGUUUUUUACUGGUCACUCAAAUAAAUAAAAUCUUGUUUAUCAAGGUUUUUGUACUUCUGAAA
Rhipicephalus microplus (southern cattle tick) is the source of this 3130-nucleotide messenger RNA. Its product is annotated as DDB1- and CUL4-associated factor 17-like. The record is from RefSeq and is a predicted model, not a curated record. Gene Ontology annotation, cellular component: Cul4-RING E3 ubiquitin ligase complex. Gene Ontology annotation, biological process: protein ubiquitination. Lineage: Eukaryota; Metazoa; Arthropoda; Arachnida; Ixodida; Ixodidae.